GGGAUAGCGCCAUUUUGUGCUGUUCUCGGAGACUGUAACGGAAGCGGGGGAAGAGGCUUCAGACGAGCCGCACAGUCGCCAGCGUCUUCCGCUGUAUUUGACCGCUUGACUCUCUCGCUAGUGUCACCACUUUACUUGGUUACCGGUCUUAGGUUUCUGGGCUCAGUAUUCCGAGGCCAUGGCGGAUGUCGACAAACUGAAUAUCGACAGCAUCAUCCAGCGGCUACUAGAAGUAAGAGGAUCAAAACCUGGUAAAAAUGUCCAACUUCAAGAAAACGAAAUUAGAGGGUUGUGCUUGAAAUCUCGAGAAAUCUUCCUCAGUCAACCUAUUUUACUUGAACUUGAAGCACCUCUUAAAAUCUGUGGUGAUAUUCAUGGGCAGUACUACGAUUUGCUGCGGCUCUUUGAAUAUGGUGGAUUUCCUCCUGAAAGCAACUACCUAUUUCUUGGUGACUAUGUGGAUCGAGGGAAACAGUCCUUGGAAACUAUUUGUCUCCUUUUGGCAUAUAAGAUAAAAUAUCCAGAGAAUUUUUUCCUCCUUCGAGGAAAUCACGAGUGUGCCAGCAUUAACAGAAUCUAUGGAUUUUAUGAUGAAUGUAAACGAAGGUAUAAUAUUAAAUUAUGGAAAACCUUUACAGACUGCUUUAAUUGCUUGCCAAUAGCGGCAAUAGUAGAUGAGAAGAUUUUUUGCUGUCAUGGAGGUUUAUCUCCAGAUCUUCAAUCAAUGGAGCAAAUUAGGAGAAUUAUGCGCCCUACUGAUGUUCCGGAUCAGGGCCUGUUGUGUGAUUUGCUUUGGUCUGAUCCUGAUAAAGAUGUGUUAGGUUGGGGUGAAAAUGAUAGAGGUGUAUCCUUCACAUUUGGAGCUGAAGUUGUGGCAAAAUUUCUUCACAAACAUGAUUUGGAUCUCAUUUGUCGAGCUCAUCAGGUUGUUGAAGAUGGAUAUGAGUUUUUUGCAAAAAGACAAUUGGUGACACUUUUCUCUGCACCAAACUAUUGUGGAGAAUUCGACAAUGCCGGGGCAAUGAUGAGUGUAGAUGAAACCUUAAUGUGCUCCUUCCAGAUUCUAAAACCUGCAGAGAAAAAGAAGCCCAAUGCAAGCAGACCUGUAACGCCACCUCGAGGCAUGAUCACAAAGCAGGCAAAGAAAUGAGUGUCCUUCUCUCCUUGGACUUGUAUUAUAGUAUAUAAUCACUUUUUUAUUUCAAAUUGUGUAAUGUGUACUGGUCCGCUCCAUCCAUCUAGAUGUUGGUGGCUCCUUUUCACAACUUUAUUUGUUUUGCUUCCCUUUUUAAUUGUAUUUGCUACAGCGCUCACUAUUUUUCUUUUCAGUCUGAAAGCACCUACUGUUUUGCUCCCAAAUUGGUUUACUUUAUGCCAGUGUUACUGUACACUCCUGUUCUCUUUAAUCCAUGUAGCUUUGUACAAUUCAUAUUAACUGUAAAUGCUUGUUUACUACUUUAGUACAGAGGGCACGCAAUGGCUGGUGAGAGAAGGAAUGUCACUGCUAGAAUUUGCCUAUUGUUUAUACAAACCACUGUGAAGAAUUUUUUUUUUUUACUUGUUUUAAAGGGAUAUUCUUUUAAAGUCAUGUCCACAAUUGUAUAGCCAUUUUCAAUGAAAUAUCUCCUAAACUCCCAAACUUUGCCAACAUCACUGGUUUGAUGUAUAUUUAAUUGAAGCACAUUUUCCCGUACUGUAUUCUUUAACUGAAAUUAAAGCCAUUAUUUUAACUGUUGUGUUCAAUUUCCUACAACUAUAAUCUGUACCAGUGUAUUGCUCAUGUCUUCCACAGCAGUGAAGUUUGACUUGCAUCUGUAGUGUUUGCAUGGUUACUGAAAAAUAGAGAGAAUGGUUAAUAAGACAUUUAAUGCACUUCCUAAUGGCAUUAGAAAAUGUGACUGGAUUUAAAAUGGCCCUAAAGAUAUAGUUACCACUUAUUGAGCUAUCUGAAUUACGAUAUGCCAAAGUUGUCACUUUAAUGUUUACCAGCCUUUUUUUAUUUCUUAAUAAAAUAAAAAAAAAAACUGAGCGA
Molecule: messenger RNA, 2032 nt
Organism: Hyla sarda
Lineage: Eukaryota; Metazoa; Chordata; Amphibia; Anura; Hylidae
Gene: PPP1CC
Product: protein phosphatase 1 catalytic subunit gamma
Exons: 7
Coding region: 179-1150 (323 amino acids)
Cellular component (GO): nucleus; cytoplasm
Molecular function (GO): protein serine/threonine phosphatase activity
Source: RefSeq, a predicted model, not a curated record